Molecule: messenger RNA, 1504 nt
Organism: Alternaria rosae
Lineage: Eukaryota; Fungi; Ascomycota; Dothideomycetes; Pleosporales; Pleosporaceae
Product: Cullin binding-domain-containing protein
Exons: 3
Coding region: 271-1113 (280 amino acids)
Biological process (GO): positive regulation of ubiquitin-protein transferase activity; protein neddylation
Cellular component (GO): ubiquitin ligase complex
Molecular function (GO): ubiquitin-like protein binding; ubiquitin conjugating enzyme binding; cullin family protein binding
Source: RefSeq, a predicted model, not a curated record
CGGCGGGGUCGGUCGGCCCUACAAUUGCUGCGUCACAGCUCGCCCAAGUAUCACCAACUCUGUCUAUUGUCCACCACGGUUCGGCGACCAAGGCGCGUACUCAAUCUGCAUAUUCACUUCGCGCGCUUAAUUGCCUCUCGACACUGCACCCGUGCCCUAUCACCAAAUUCUGCGCCCCUACUUGCGCCCUCCACCCCUCCACCCCGCCGCUGCAGCUCACAUCGAGCUCGCAAUCGAUAGCUGGAGUUCGACACAAGGCGCUAACACAAGAUGCCUACAGUAUACACUGCUCAGCAGAAAGCUGCAAUCCAGCAGUUCAUCAGCUUCACUCAACUUGAUAAGUCCACCGCGGUCAGGGCGCUUAAAAGCCAUGGCUGGGAUGCGCAGAACGCCGUGAACGCUUACUACAGCAGCAGCAACAGCAGCGGCGGUUCUCAAGGCUCAUCUGCGGCGAAGACCAAUCUCAACAAGCUGUUCGAUCGGUACCAAGAGGCUGGUGCACCGGACAAAGACAUUGUUGGAGUAGAGGGCACGAUGCGGUAUUUCGAAGAUACUGGCGUCGAUGCCGAGGGCCUGGAUGCGUUGGCGGCUCUUGAAAUCGUCCAGGCCCCUACCAUGGGCGAGAUGAGCCGCGAUGGCUUCAUCAAGGGUUGGUUGGAGCGCCACUGCGAUGCCAUCGACAAGCAGAAGGCGUAUCUCAGGAAUCUUAAGAGCGAGCUCUCGGGCAACAAAGACGUCUUCACCCGGGUUUACAAGUACACAUUCACGAUUGCCAAGACCGCGGACCAGAGGGCUGUUCCACUCGAGAUGGCUACAGUGUACUGGGAGUUGCUCUUUAGUUCGCCCUUGUCCGCUGUCCAGUGGUCAAGUCCCAACACUCCGUGGCUUACCUGGUGGACUGAGUUCCUCAACACGUCGUGGAAGAAGAGCGUCAACAAGGACAUGUGGAACGAGACACUCAAGUUCGCGCAGCUCUCGCUGGAAGAUGAGACCAUGAGCUUCUGGAACGAGGAGUCUUCAUGGCCGUCUGUCAUCGACGACUUUGUCGAGUUCGUCAAGAAGGAGAAGCGGGGUGACAUCGGGGAGCAGCCGAUGGACGAAGACUACUAUUGAUCUGGAUUCAAGACCUUCUAUGAAACUAGCGGGGAGUUAUGGUAGAGGAUAUGCUUUGCUGCUACAGCAGCUGCCGGCGUUUUGCUCAUCAGAAGGCGGGUUUACUUGAUGCAUGUUACGAGAUUCACGGGAGCAUUCCAUACCAUGGCCAGAUUUACGGCACUUUGAGCAUCUUCUAGUAAUCCGACUAGCUCAGCAUGAUACAUCACCGUGCGCCAUGUACCUUCUUUCGUUUGUGCUGGGUGAUUACGCAGGGAACAAUUGACCGUCGACAGCAGCGCAGAGCAGGCGAAGAAACAAGAUGCCGCUAAGUAUGAGAUACGCGCGGGUCGUUGAGUCGGGUUCAGUGAUAUCUCCAUUGCUGCCGCGAAUAUUUACACAUGACCAUUGU